AUGUAACGGUUUAUUUGUUUCGUGUAGUUUCACAAUACUUAGGUUGUUACGAGUGUACGGAUUUAAGUAUACAUUUUGAGAGAAAAUACUUUAUGUCGAAGUUGUGCCUGUUAUCGCACUCGUAUCUGCCCUCUCAUUGGCUAGAAGGGUCCCACCUGAUCUUGCCUCCCGGACUUCCUUCCAUUUUUGAAGACAUUUAUUUUCAACGUUAGAGUGGCCAAUGGAGUGUCUGGACAAUAUAAUGGCUUAUCUGUGAUAUAAUAGACGAUAUUUCAUUUAGUUAAUUGACUGAACUAAACCAAGUAUGGACAGCGUUUAUGUACUUUCCGGUUCCACGUUUUUAUUUUCCUUCAAUCAGAGGGGUGUUUUGUAUGAUUGACAAACAUCAUGAGAAUAUUUCAUCGUAGUGGUUUAUAGGAGGGUCCAAUUUAUUUUCCACUAACUACUCCCGGAAGAUAAACCUAAACAUUAGAAAAUGCUGUAGCCACUUCGUAACAAACUUCCAAUAAAAACACAGUAUUAUUCAUGAUAUGGAUUUUACAGAUACAUUUUUAUAUCUGUGACAAAUCCUCUGAUCCAGGCUCAUCUCACGCUUGACCAGAACUUGCCAGUGUCACAGUUAACGUACCCCCUCCAGGCCACCCCUCACUUAAAUGAGAAUGUCUCUGGCCCAGAGAGUCCUACUGUCAUGGACCUUCACCCUCAUAUUCCUCAUCAUGCUGGUCCUCAAACUGGACUCCAAGAUCCACUGGAACUGGUUCCUCAUCUUCCUCCCUGUAUGGACAUUUGACACCAUUCUCAUCCUCAUGCUGGUGGUGAAGAUGGCGGGUCGGUGCAAGCCCGGGUAUGACCCACGGGACGACCAGCAGAACCUGCAGCAGAGGGUGUUGUACCUGGUUGCAAUGCUGCUGAAACUGGGCUUCUGUCUGACGCUGUGCGCCCGGUUGGAGAGGCUGACGGACAUCUGGCUCAGUGUGGUGUGUGUCCCCCUCUGGGCCAUGCUGGUCGGGGCCAUGGUGGAGCUUGGCUACAAUGUCUUUCACUACCGGAGAGACUGAGAGGAGGGAGAAAGAUGGAGAUUGAUUUUAUUUACUCAGUCUAAAGACUGCAACUGAGUCUGUAAGGGAGGUGAAUGGGAGAGUAUUGUAAUCCACUGCAGGAGAAACUGAACUGAAAAGGACUGUGAUGAAGAUAACAAAUGGAUUGGAUUAUUUUACUACAGCAGAGACUGAAAGAAGGGGGGUGAAGGGAGAUUGUUCCCACUAGUACAGAAUGUAAAGACUACUACAAUAGAGACCGAGGGGGAGGAGAGAGUAGUGAAAUGGCACUAAUGACAAUGUAUUUGACUUUAUGAUGCUCCUAAAUGUAAUCUUUAUUUCGCCAUAGUGAUGCAUCAAGCAAUGUUGCAGCCAUGAUGGUCUCUGCCAGGGGAACUGAAGUCAAGACUGGGACUAUUCCACAGCUGAUCCACAGCUGAUUUGUUAUUGCUCAGCUAUAAUUAAAAACAUUUGCAUCUGACUAGGAGCGUGCAGAAACUUUUUCCUGUUUCUUCAGAAAAUGUUACGAAAAUACAUUUACUUGAAGAACAAUGCAAAUGCAAAGUUUGGUAACUGAAUUACAUUUUGUGCUGUUUACUGUCAUUUUGUUAACAAACUUUUCAUUGUUUUUCAAAUAUAUGUGUGGGACUCAGUGGUAAUCGACUCAAUUGAUGCUCCAGUGUAUAAUUUUUCUGCCUUGUGAUAUUUGAGACGUGUUGGUUGAGAAUUCAGAGAAUUCGUAAGCAGACUCGAACCCUUGCUCUCCAGACAGACUGACUGGUCUGUGCAUGUGCCUGUGUUAUUCUCUGAUAACUGGGACCGUUAGGUCCAAUGGGUUUAUAUGUGAACAUUGGUAUUGAUUAUGUUUCUUUUAAGUGUGAUAGGGAUAUGUUUUCCCCUGGAGACCAUGAAGAAACACACAAAUCAUAAAAUGUCUCUACUUUGCUGAAGUUUUCAAAUAUCUGCCUGGGUUGGAUUGGUGAAAGCAGAAUGACUGAUUAUACAACAGUAGGUCCCUGCAUUCAUUUAUCCAAUCACAUGCAGAUCAGUGACUACCUCAAAGAAGGGAGAAGGUGUACAUUUUCUAUGGUUUGGAACAUGGCUCAGUGUGAUAUGAAGUGAAUUAUAUAACUGGUAAUCUGACCCAAUCCAGAGAGUAUGGAGGGGGGGAUUGCCUGCCCUCCGGGGUGUUGUGUAAGAGGUCUUGGUGACUCGGGACAGGACUUGUACUGUUACUGGGUCGUUCCACAAAAUGAGUGCCUUUUGCGUUCCUUUGAUAUUUUAAGUAGACAUUUUAAAAGCCUGAAAUUAAGACUGUUAUAUUCAAUGAAGUUCCCUUUAAUAUAGACCACAGAGAAUUAAAUAAAUCAGAUUUUUUUAUUUGAAUAAAGACUUGCUAAAGUGCCAAAAUUCAGCAUUUUUACAUGUCCCUCUGUGACUUCCAGGAAGAUUUUAACCCACUUUUCCCCAAAAUCUCAAGUUUUUACCAUCGUUGUAAAGCCCUAAUUAGGGAGUGAACAUUAUUUAAAAUAACGGUUACAUGGAGAAAAGCGGACCUCACUGCAGCAAAAUAUAUUUGACAUAAACCCUCCCUGAACGCUGAAAAAAAAAAUGGCCCUAUACCAAAAAUAAUAAUUAAAACAAAGUGGAUAGCAGAGAACAUGUCUACAGUGCCUUCAUAAAGUAUUCACACCCCUUGACCUUUUCCACAUUUUAUGUUACAACCUGAUUUUAAAAUGGAUUAAACAUGGAUGUUUUGGUCACUGGCCUAAACAAUAUUCCAUUAAUGUCAAAGUGGAAUUGUGUUUGUAAUUGUUUUUACAAAUUAAUAAAACAUUGAAAGCAGAAA
This is a messenger RNA of Oncorhynchus nerka (sockeye salmon), 2886 nucleotides long. RefSeq names its product transmembrane protein 60-like. The transcript has 2 exons. The record is from RefSeq and is a predicted model, not a curated record. The coding region runs from base 654 to 1058 and encodes 134 amino acids. Lineage: Eukaryota; Metazoa; Chordata; Actinopteri; Salmoniformes; Salmonidae.